This is a messenger RNA of Oreochromis niloticus (Nile tilapia), 6923 nucleotides long. It is a transcript of the gene ccdc88aa, whose product is annotated as coiled-coil domain containing 88Aa. The transcript has 28 exons. NCBI's taxonomy places the organism in Eukaryota, Metazoa, Chordata, Actinopteri, Cichliformes, Cichlidae. Gene Ontology annotation, cellular component: cytoplasm; centrosome. Gene Ontology annotation, biological process: cytoplasmic microtubule organization; cytoskeleton-dependent intracellular transport. Gene Ontology annotation, molecular function: microtubule binding; dynein light intermediate chain binding. The coding region runs from base 931 to 6327 and encodes 1798 amino acids. The record is from RefSeq and is a predicted model, not a curated record.
UGUGAGUUUAUUUUGGAGGUAUUCUGAUGUAUUCAGAGAUAAGAACCUCAACGACUUCUCUGAUAUCUUACUAGAUGAGUCUGGCAACCUUUUGAAUUUAGAUUAACGCUUUUAGUGAUUGCUGUGCUUUCUGGGUUGGACUGUGUCUUUCUGUGUAAAAUUACCGAUGGGAUGCAUUUUUUUUUUCUUUUUGGGGGGGUGGGGGGAUUUAAUAGCUCCUACGAGCCACUUAGCAUCUACGCGCAAUGCUAAAUGGCUACAGCUGAAGUGGGAGUAUCAGCAGCAGCAGCCUUAUUUCUGCUGCCCGCUGGAAAAGAGGCUACUGCUGCUGCUGCUGAUAUGGAGGGGUGGGGGUGCUGUCACCAUGGUAACAGAUUAAAGGCAAAGCUAUUUCGGCGUUUCUGCUGCAGUAACUUCAAAAUAUGAACCCAAGGGGAAAUAUUUUUUUUAUUUUCUAGAGUUAAAUUAUAUCAGGGAGGGGAUAUUUCUAUUUGGCUGAAAUGCCACUUUUUCCAACUUCUUUGCUCCUUUAAACAUCCCUAAUACAGCAGUGCCAACUCUUUCAGUGCGACGAGCAGAGAGCAGGGGGGAGGAGGAGGAGGAUUGACAGCAGAUGCCUUUGCAGCAGAGGACCAGAGAGGAUGUAUGUCCGUGUGUGCUGUUCCGGGACAAAAUCCGCACAUGUUUAAACGUUCACUUAUCGAAAUUUCAACCGCGAGAUUUUACGAGUUUGUGAGCGAAAGCAUAGACAAUUCAAAGCGCAGUGUCAGAGGGAAUUCUUCUCUAAAGGAGAUGGACGGGACGACCUGAAUAGACGAUUGGAUCACUUCAUUUAAAAGAUGUAUUUCGUGCUACGUGCUAUCAGUUUUUUUCUUGAUUAAAUCAACUUGGAUGUUCUAUUGAGACCAGUCACUCAAAGCCUAGCUAACGAUGGAGAGUGGAGUUUUUCUGCCCUGUCUGGAUCAGUUCAUGCUGAGCCCACUUGUCACUUGGGUGAGGACAUUCGUGCCAAAUGAUGGGGGCAUGCACUUGGAUUUUUCUGAACUGCUGGAUGGAGUCUUUCUAAACGACAUAAUGACUCAAAUAAAUCCUUCAGCUGCGUCUCAGGGUGCAAAGAAAAUGAGCAAGGAUCCAAGUCAGAGGAUCCAGAACCUGAACUUUCUCGUGCAGCAGAUCAAGACAUUUUACCUGGAUAAUCUGAGACAAUUAAUCAUGACUCCUUUGCCAAAUGUGUUGCUGCUUGGCAGGACUCCUUACUGUGAACAAAGCCUGGAUGAAAUGAAGAAACUUUUGCUAUUACUAUUGGGAUGUGCAGUCCAGUGUGAGAAGAAAGAGGAGUACAUUGAGAGAAUCCAGACACUUGACUUUGAGACAAAAGCAGCAAUAGCUGCUCAUAUUCAGGAGUUUACUCACAGUCAAGAGAAUGUGCUGGAUCUGCAGUGGUUGGAGUCAAGUGAGCUGCACCCCGAUGAGAUGGAGGCAGUAGUAAGGAACAUGACCACACACCUCCAACACCUGCUGGAUCAGAGGGAUGCCCAUCUGGAGACUAUAGCAGAGCUAAUGCAGGAGAAAGAGGGUGUGGUAAGUGUGCUCAGUAGCCCCUCCAGCCCACAGUCUGCCAGCUACUCUCCUACAAUUCAGCAGCAGCAGGUGGGGACCCAGCAACACCUUGCAGUGGAACUGGCUGACUCCAAGGCAAAGAUCAGACGACUUAGACAAGAACUAGAGGAGAAGAGUGAACAAAUGCUGGACUGCAGACAUGAGUUGGAGAACAUGGAGGCUGAGCUGAAGAGAAUCCAGCAGGAGAAUUCCCAGUUGCUUCUGGAUGCACGCACAGCCCGCACUUACCGUGAUGAACUUGAUGCCCUGAGAGAGAGAGCCAUCAAGGCGGACAAGCUGGAGAGUGAAGUGGGACGCUACAGGGAGCAACUGCACAAGAUGGAGUUCUACAAAGCCAAAGUGGAGGAGCUAAAGGAGGAUAAUAGGGUACUCCAGGAGACUAAAGAGGUUUUGGAGGAUCAGCUGGAAGGCUGGAGGGCACGCUCAGAUAAAAUCCACCAGCUGGAGAAACACAAUCUGCUGUUGAAGGCCCAGGUUCAUGACAUGGAACAGGAGAGGGAGGCAGAUCGGCGGCGCGUUGAGGAAUUGCAAACGGACAACUUGGCUUUGUGUUUGGCACAGAGGAGGAGUAUGGAGGAGUCCCAGCACCUAGGCUGGGAGUUAGAGCAACUCUCCAAGACCACAGAAAGCUCCCAGGGCCAGCAGACCCUGAGUGAGGAAGUCAGUGAGAGGGCCUGCAGUCGAUUGCUGAAACUGGAGAAAGAGAACAAACAUCUCCUGAAGACCAUAGAGGAGCUCAGAGCUUCUGUUAAUAACAUCACACAAACCAAACAUAGCUACCUGGCGAUGUGUAGUAACAACUGUACCUCAUCAACAGACGAGUCCUCAGUGUUGCAGACCUCCUGCUCAAAUGCUAAAAAUCACUCUAAUGGAGUCUCCCUCAGUAUUGUAACAGAGUCGAUGCUAAAUGGGGAUUUAAGCUGCCAUCAGCAGCUAGACACCGAGGAGUUGGAGCGAGUCCAGAGUGUGAACCAUCUCCCAGAUAAUCCAGAGCGUAAUAUCCAGGAGAAAGGACAGCUAGAGGAUGGAGACAGUGGAGACCAUUUCAAAGAAAGGAUGUCCGAUUUGGAAGUCUUAGAAAACAAUCACAAUAGGCGUCAUUGUUUUGUGAGGUCACAUGAUCACUCGCCUGGCUCAAAGAACAGCAGUCCCCGCCAUGAAAGCAUCUUCACAGGUCUGCCAACACGCUCCUCCUAUGCCAGCAAGCACACACAGCGGCUAGAGGCCAAGUGCAGGGCUCUGGACACAGUAAAUCAGCAUCUACAAACUUCACUUGACAACACUGACCGAAAGGUUCAGCGUCUAGAGGCAGAGGUUGAGGAGCUGGAAGCAGAGAAUCAGAGCCUGCAGGCCUCUUUAGAGGAACUUCGCAUCUCUGCAAGACGCCUGGAGCAGUUAGAAACAGAGAAGCAGACCCUGGAGCGUGAAACAACUGCCCUGGAGAGAGACAAGAGGCAGCUAGAGAAAGAGAAUCGACGACUCCGGCAACAGGCUGAAAUCCAAGAAGCCAAAUUAGACAGCAGUAAUGUCUGUAUGGCUAGCUUGGAAAGGGAGAUGCGUUUUCUUGUAAAGGAAGUGGAGGGAUUAAGGGAAACUGCUGAGAGGGUCAAAGGCCUGGAGAGAGACAACAGAGAACUGACCAAGCAGGCUGCUAUCGACCAGAGAACCCUGGCAACCCUCAGAGAAGAGCUAGUUAGUGAGAAGCUGAGAACCCAGCAAAGAGACAAUGAACUAGAGAGGCUUUCCCAUGAGCUGGAAAUGAAGGUCCUGAACCAGGAGAGUGCACAUCAGGCUGAACUAGAGAGACCAGAUAACAGCAGGUUCAAAAUGCUUGAGUCUGAGCUGGAGACAUCUCUGAAAAGGUCUCUGCAGAUAAAAGACGACAAGUUGGCUUCUUUGGAGGCCCGUCUGCAGGAAUCCUCCUCUCUGAAUCAGCAGCUGCGCCAGGAACUAAAGAGUGUGAAGCUGAGCUAUGAAGCCCUGCAACAGAGGCAGGAGGAGGAGAGGACAACAUCAAGUUCUACACCUCCAAGAGAAACUGGCAAAGCCAUGAGUGAAUGGCUACGUGAAAGUCAGGAAGCUACCAAAGAACUGCUGAAGCUAAAAGAUCGCCUCAUUGAAGUCGAGAGAAAUAAUGCGACACUGGAGGCAGAACGCCAGGCUUUACAAGCCCAGCUAAAACAGCUGGAAAGUCAGUCUGACAGCCAGCAGGCUCAGGUCCUUGCCCUGCAGCGGCAGGCUGCCUCACUGCAGGAGAACAACACAGCAUUGCAGACACACAAUGCAACCCUGCAGGUGGAAAAGUCAACACUGAAUUCACAGAGCGCCUCCCUUAUGGCCCAAAACACUCAGCUGCAGCAGCAGCAGUCUAAGGCAGAAAGUGAACGGGACAGUGCUAUACAUGAACGUGAAGAGCUGCGUGGUGCUCAAGAGCAGCUGUUACGAGAUCAUGAGCGCCUGGCAGUUCUGCAUGAGCGACAAGCCAUGGAGUAUGAGGCCCUGAUGGGCAAGCACGGCUGUCUGAAAAAUGCCCACCGCACACUGGAACUGGAGCAUCGCACUCUUCAAGACAGAUACAACAGCCUGCUGCAGCAACGUAGCAAAUUAGAAGACCUGGAAAAAGCCCUCAAGGAGGAGCAGAUGAGGAUGGCUUUGGAGAAAGAACAGCACAGGACAACCGCUGCUGAGUGCUGCAGGCUCCGUGAUGAGAAAGACUGGCUGAACCAGACAUACCGCCAGCUUCUUAACGAUAACGAGGCGCUGACAUCAGAUCACAAGCAGCUCAAGAGCCAGCUGAAUGAGGCCAAGCUGGAGCACACGUGGCUAGAGGCAGACUUUUCGAAGCUCAAAAAGGACUAUCAGCAGCUCGACAUCACGUGCACAAAACUCACAAAUCAGUGUGAGCUGCUGAGCCAGUUGAAGGGCAACCUCGAGGAAGAGAACCGCCACCUGCUCGCCCAGAUUGAGACCCUGAUGCUACAGAACCGGACUUUGCUGGAGCAGACUAUGGAGAGCAAAGAUCUCUUUCAUGUUGAAGAACGCCAGUAUAUUGACAAGCUUAAUCAUUUGAGGAGGCAGAAAGAGAAGCUGGAGGAAAAGAUAAUGGACCAGUAUAAGUUUUAUGAGCCCUCGCCUCCUCGCAGACGUGGGAACUGGAUCACUUUGAAGCUGAAGAAGCUGAUGAAAUCCAAUAGCCGCGAGCAUGGGCCUGAACGCCCACCCACACCCACACACUCAGGCGUUCCUGAGCCUCAGCUCUCCUGUCACGACAACAGUUCUUUCAUCAGCUCAGAUGGCUCUGGAGGCUCAGCCUCCACAUCAGCAUGUGAUGUCAUCUCACCCCAACGUAACAGCAAGGUAAACUGCUUGCCUGACAGCUCAGUACAGCUGGAAGAGUCAGAAGCUGAUGUGGAGGAAAGCAGUAAAGACCCACUGACCUCAUCAUUUACCGACUCCAUCUUGUCCAUCCUCCCCCUUCCUCAUACCACCACUCUGCCAUCUGUCCAUCUCGACAGCACCACCACUGACAUUGUUCCAGAUGUUUCUGAGCUCUGGGUGACAGAUAACCAUUCAAAUGACAGCAAUUUGCCAUCUGGACUUGAGGACAAUGAUGAGCUGCAAAAUCACGGGCUGAAUUGCGCUGAGAGCAGAGCCCAAAGUGAGAGCAGUGUCGAGUUCAGCCUAAGCCUGGAGAAUGAGCCGUGGUCAAAUGGAAGCAGCCCUGUCCAGCACCCUCCAUCACGUCGUUCCUCCUCCUCCUCCUACCAACCACCCAGUGAUGCCUCAACCCCCCAGCACACAAAGCAGCAGCACAAAGAGAAAGCCUCUACCAUGCCCACUGCUAACAGUAAGAUUUUAGAUAUCCAAUGUGAACCAAAACAGAGAGAUCCUGUUCUGCCUCAGGACUUCUGGCUUAGAAGGGGCACAAAAAGUAUUCGAAGAGGGUCAAGGGGGAAGAUGACAAGGCGCGCAUCAGAUUCAGGAGGUACAGGCAAAAUCAAUCCAGGACUCAAUGGGAUGAAUCCUAAACUGAGCACAAGCAAAGCUGAAACUACCAAAGCCUCUGCUUGUUCACCAAUCACAGUGUUGUAUGUUCAGGGCAAGUCAUCCUCAAUGUCUGGCUGCCUCAACUGCUUCUCUUCCCCGAUGGGAAAAGAAGGGCGACUGAAAGGGCCGUGGUCUCCCAAAAGUCUCCCUCGCGCAAGCAGUGUCAUUUCAACAGCAGAGGGCUCGUCCCGACGCUCCAGUGUCAGCAGUGACUACAAGGUGAUAGUCAAGACUGACCUGCUCCCUGUCCAGGUUUCAGAGUAUUCAGAGAGCAAUAUUAAGGAAGAAGCAGCAAGCCCGAAUCAACAACCAGAGCCAGAGAUUAAGAGCAGUGAGCCUGCGCCCAUUCCUCCUGUCAAACCUCCAAGAGACCCAGCAGCUGUGCAGGAGCCACUUUUUGACUCCUCAUUCACUUUCAAAUCUGUCUUUUCCAAUACAAUCUUUGGUGAUUCUGUGGCUACCACCACAACUAGUCUAGAUGGGCUUGACACCAACCAAACCGUCCUCUGUCAAAAUUCACCUCUGGAUCAAAUCUGUUCACGAGAAGUCUCAAAAUCUGUCGAAAACACACCUCAAACAGUUCUUAAUAUGGCAGAUGAGCAAAAUUCAGAGCAUGCAGCUGGGCUGGAAGGGAAAGACGAGCAGCUCACAAUUGCAUGAAAGCAGCCGUCACUGUCACAUCACUGUACAAUUAGUCACUCAAAUAAAGCAGGUGGCUAUGAAGCAAUUAUUCAUCACAGCACACAAGGAUUUUAAGCAAUCAGUAUGUUUGCACUGUAUUACACUGGCUACCUAAGUACAUAACUCUUAUAAAAGUGUGUUCAAUAAAAAGACAUUCAGAUAUUUUUUUUUACAUUGCUUUAGUAAUCAACCUGAGCAGCAGAUCAAAAGUGUUAUAGUAUUAUUUACACAUUGGUUAUUGUUUUGCACAAAUGAUGUUUAAUUUCAUUCAGUGAUGCGUAGAUAGAUCUCCUGUUUAACCUCUAAUUAAUUAGAUUUGUGCGUGUUAUUCAGACCUUAGCCAUACUUGUAAAUAUAUUCGUGUUUGCCAAAAAUAUUCUAUUCAUUUUUGUAACUUCUAUUUAUGUUCUGUUCCUCAUACAUGAGUUAUAACUUAUUAUGCACUGCUUUUAGAGUCUCUUUUAUUUUGUAUUUGAAUCUGAGGUGGGAAGUGUUGUUCAUAUGUAAGACGUGUAUAUCUUCUACCACGUGAACGCUAUUUUCCCUUAAAUAAAGAAACCUGCGCAAAAUGUGAA